Molecule: messenger RNA, 1077 nt
Organism: Durusdinium trenchii
Lineage: Eukaryota; Dinophyceae; Suessiales; Symbiodiniaceae
Source: the annotation of a GenBank genome assembly
CUCCAACCUACUAGCAAUGGCCUCCAACCUAUUAGGUAGUCAGAUCAAAGGCUUUUUUCCCGUUGAAUUCAACAGCGAAUACCAAAGAUAGAUAGUCCUUCCUUCUCGCUACCGUGGUCAUGACAACGCUUCUUGCCAAGCAAGUCGCUGCCUUCAAGCAACAGCAUGGCAUUACAGCUGUGGGUCCCAAGCGCACAGCCGCGCCAUCGAUCCUCUUCUCACCUCAGGAGGCUCGAAGCCAAGACCCUGAGUCCUUUGCCUCUUUGGCGCUCCACGGGUUGUCAGAGGCAUCGGUGCUGGCGCCGGAGAUCUCGAAGUUUACGGAGCUCUUCGAGGGCUCCGUGAAAGAUCGGGAUCUCUUAACCCGGGAGGAGAACGAUGCUUUAGACCGGAAGAUUCAUCAUUUGCUGAUGCUUUUGUCGCCACAUCUACAGGCUAGAGCAGCACAGGAAUGCGUAGAAGGCCUACUGUACAGGUACCAUGUCCACCGGUGGAAUGUGGAUGAUCUGAUGGCUGCUGCCCUGCCGCACCAUGAUUCACCGCUCUUCACCAAGCUUGUUCAGGGUCUGCAUGUAGAAAGUAAGCCUCGCUGGUCUUGGAUGGCAUCUCUGAAGGCGAAGCCUGCGUCCUUGAUCAGAUCGACCUUGGCGAAGGUUUGUAGCAAAGAUUCUGCCAUCCUGUCCUUUGUGGGUGAUGUCGUGGAGGAGACUCUGCGGAUGCAAAUGAGCAACCGCACCCUGAUGACCUUUUUCACCGCGAUCUGGCUCGACACCCUCGCCUUGUGCGGCCCGUCCGUGGGAAAUGAUUUGGUGCAGGUAGCAAUCCCAACUGUUCUUUUGCUCUUGAGUCAGUCACAAGAUGCAUUCUACGCUGGUGCCACGAUUACGGGUGCCCUUUGUGUCAAGACGGAGCUGGAGGAGCACUUGCAAAGGCAAUUGCUGUUGAAGUUGGCCAGACAGGUCAUCGGACAAGACGGCUCUGCUGCCUUUGUGCUGAUGGCGCAGAUCCUGCAGCUGCAGGAGAUUCGAGAAUUGCCGCCCAGUGUAGCGAAGGCUAUGGCCAAACAUGGACCAGAGG